Cucumis melo (muskmelon) is the source of this 2811-nucleotide messenger RNA. RefSeq lists its product as uncharacterized. The record is from RefSeq and is a predicted model, not a curated record. The transcript is spliced from 4 exons. Lineage: Eukaryota; Viridiplantae; Streptophyta; Magnoliopsida; Cucurbitales; Cucurbitaceae. The coding region runs from base 128 to 2470 and encodes 780 amino acids. Gene Ontology annotation, cellular component: nucleolus. Gene Ontology annotation, molecular function: histone H3K36 demethylase activity; histone H3K4 demethylase activity.
UUUUUAUAAGAAAAGGAAAAAGAAAUGGGAUCUACUACCCGCGACGGCGAGACGAGGUCUUUAUAUAUAAAGAAGACGCAGUUCGUACCGACGGGAUUCGCAAUUCAUACAAUCACAGAGUGCGCCAAUGGAGCAGCAGCAGAAGAAAAAGAAGAAGCUUUAUAGCCAUAGCCAUAUCUCUACUUCCAAAACCAAACGAAAGAGACAACCCCAUUUCGAUUUUGAUGUCAAUACCACUUUCUCUCUUCUUCUCGCCGCCGUCUCUACUCCUCACAAUCCCUACUCUGUUUUCUUGCUUCCCAAAUGCUUAACCCACCUCCAUUCCGCUCUUCUUCCUCAGUCCCCUCACCCUCUUCAAACUCUUCCUUCUCCAAUCCUUUCCCUUCUUCCUCUUCUCAUUCUUUCCGAGCGCCAAGGGAUUGCUUCUUGUGCUGCUGAGAUCGUGGGUGCUGCUUCGCUUCUCUCCCUUCGUACGAAUGAGGUGAUUGCUUUGGAUGAUGGGGUUGUGAGGGCUUUGAUCUCUGUCUUGGGGUGUUCUAAGAGAAGGGUUGCGUUGGCUGCUUGUAAUGCUGUUCUGGAUUUGUCCACCACGUCGUUUGGGCGGCAACGCUUGGUGGAGUUCUCUGCCAUCCAGCGUCUUAUAUUUUCAUUUCUUCAGGUUUCAGCUUCUACAGGGAUGUCGGUUUCCAUAGGCACUGUAUAUGUCGAAAAUUCUGCAAUUUUGAAGGCAGGAUAUGAAGGAGAUGAGCUUUUAAUAUCAAUUCUGAAUGCAGCUAUAGUUCUGAUUAAUACUUGUCAUUUCAAACAUUUGGAAAAGAUACCAAGCUACCAUCUGAAAGCAUUCAUGGGUUUUUUGAAAAAUCUAUGGAUAGAAGUGCGUAUUAAAAUGAUACAAAUUAACGAAAUUGAGUGCUCGCAGGAGCAAUUUGAUAUGAGCAACAUUAGCACCAAUGAUUUGGCUGCGAGUAUUUUUAGGCUUUCCAUGAGUACCGAUCAAAUUAGCAGAGUUUUUCCUGUGGAGAAGGUUAAAAUUUUAUUGGGUUUAAGUGGGUCAAACUUUGAAGAAUUCAUGGCGAGUCACUGGGAAGCUUCACCAUGCCUCAUGCAGAAAUCCUCAAGAAUAAAUGAAGAAGCUGAUUUUAUCGGGUCAUUUGUUGGGUCCAUAACCUCAAUUGAGAAAAUUCAUUCCUUUAUUUCACCAAUGCUUGGAAGAUUAGUUUCUUGUAGUCCUAUUGCCUCAGAUGAGCUAGACAUACAUAAUUUCUUAGAGGAGGCAAGAACUGAAUUGGGAUUUCCUUUAAUUUAUCAGCAAGAUAUACGGGUCCUCAGAACAGAUCAGUGUUUGAAAAGAGAGAUACAUUUCUUUCAGAAGAAUUUUGAGCCAUGCUGCAUAAAGGGUCCUCAUUUCUUAAAGUUACAUGACGCUCUAAAAUGUGAAGAAGCUUUUAAAGAGGGUUAUACAAUUGCUCUGCGUGGCAUGGAAUUUCGGCAUGAGAAGAUUGCUGCUAUUUCAAAUACUUUAGCAUCUCUGUUUGGUCAACCAUCUGUAGGUGCUAAUAUGUACUUGACACCUCCAGGUUCUCAAGGUUUGACUCGUCAUUAUGAUGAUCAUUGUGUGUUUGUAUGCCAGCUUGCUGGAAGCAAGCAGUGGACAGUUUUUAGUCCACCAAGGAUUCGUUUACCUCGCUUGUAUGAUUUUCAUGAAUUCCCAAGUUGUUCGGAAGUUGAGAGUGCAUUGGCAGUUGGAAGACAAUUCUUCCUAAGAGAGGGUGAUGUAUUAUAUAUUCCUAGAGGAUUUCUUCACGAGGCUCGUACUGUAAGUGGUGGUCCUGAUGGGUCUUCCCUACACCUUACAUUUGGUAUUGAGGUUGAACCUCCUUUUGAGUGGGAAGGAUUUGUUCAUACUGCAGUCUAUUCUUGGAAUUGGAGUCAUAACCCAAAGCAAUGUGAUACUUUGUUUGGAACUAUGUCUGUACAACUACUGCACUUUGCAAUUUGGUUAAUUAGUGUCUCUGAUCAUAACUUUCGAAAGGCUUGCUUGGUAGCAGCAUGUUCUUUGCCCUCAGAAACUAAUGACAGGCUUGGCCUGAUCCAGAAGACUACUUUCAGUAGAUUGUUAGAUAAAAUCAGUAGUGAGUCAAAAUUCUCGGAAGUGCUUGCUGCUCUAAAAAUUUCAGUUGAGAAAGACGAAGACCCCUUUCAUCGCAUGAGAUGGCUCAGACUUCUCAACGUAGAUGGAAAAGAAAGCAUCAAAGAUGAUAAAUGGACCAUGCCUUCAAUUGGUAUUAGAGAUCUGUUAUCUACUUGUGUUAAUCAUAGAGAACAGAUAGGAACUACAUUUGUGGAGGUAAAAUCUAGAUUUUGUAGGGAAGUAAGAUUUAAGAAUGCUGUGGAGUGCUACCAAAAGUUGCUCAAGAGGUUUAGAAAGGUCAGAAGUCAAUAUACGAAUGGAAUGAUUUCGUUGCAUUGAACUACGAGUGAUUAAUGUCUCUGGUUCUCUCCCAACGACAUUUCCUAUUUCAAGCAAUUCAGGUUCAUGUUCACAGAAUCACAUAUAUUUUGGCAAGUUGCAAGCUCAAGGCGCUCAACCAUGACUUAUCUGCAAUGGUUCUCUGGGUAAGGAGCCUGUUGCUACUAGGUGUCGAUUUUGGGGGGAAGGUUACACCUUGUAUAUAAUUGUAGCAUGAAAAAAAUUAGCAUUUGAUAGAUUGUAAAACAAAAGUGAGUAUUUGAAGUGCAGUACAUGUAUGAAUAAUUCAUUUCAUCUUAGAAGUUGAUAUGUUUCCUAUGGCUAUGGAUGUUUUGGUGUUG